CCCACUUUUGAUAGAUAUGUACACACUUUGAUGGAAAAAGAGAGAAAAAAUUAGGGCCACAAAGAGGUUGCAAACAUAUUUGAUAAAUUCAAAUUGAAUUGACUGCUCGGCGACGAGGCCAUUUAGAUAAAAACGCGCCACGCACUGUGCCGAAACCAAUUUUGGUAAGAAUCGUCGCAUCAAUUAACUACGGGCGCCGUUAGGGAAAGCAGGACAAAUGGCGGAAAACGGAAUGCGUGUGGGCCCAGGGUCAUCGUCGGCGGCAGCAGCGGCGGCGGCGGCAGCAGCAGUCAGUGUAAAUGCAGGUGCCAGCAAUGGUGAGCAUGAGAAUGAACAACACAAUGCGACGACUGCUUCUGGUGAGAACGAGAAGACUCAACCGGCGCGCCUAAAUGAGUCGGCUCAGAAAUAUAUGCAGGAACUGAUGAGCGAACGAUCGCGCAUGGAGAAUCAGUUUCCAUUGGCCGUAAAACUAAUUGACGAAGCUUUGGAGCGAGUUCAGCUAAAUGGUCGCAUACCAACGAGAGAUCAAUAUGCCGAUGUGUAUCAGCAGCGAACGAUCAAAUUGUCGCAGAAGGUGCACGUGCCUAUCAAGGAUAAGAAAUUCAACUAUGUUGGCAAACUGCUUGGCCCCAAGGGCAACUCCCUGCGCCGGCUGCAGGAGGAAACGCAGUGUAAAAUCGUCAUACUCGGCCGCUUCUCCAUGAAGGAUCGUGCCCGCGAGGAGGAGCUGCGCAACUCAGCGGACGCCAAAUAUGCCCACCUGAAUCUUCCGCUCCACGUUGAGGUGUCGACAAUUGCGCCACCCGCCGAGGCCUAUGCCCGUGUUGCCUACGCCCUGGCCGAGAUUAGGCGCUAUUUAAUACCCGACAAGCACGAUGACAUACGUCAGGAGCAGUACAGGGAGCUUAUGGAGGAUCCGGAGGCUGCUAAGAAGUUGACACUGCGCCAGUUGCAGCAGCAACAACAACAGCAGCAGCAACAACAACAGCAUCAGCAGCAACAACAACAAUCAGCUGCUGCUGGUGGCAAUGGCAAUGGAAACAACCGUUCUGGAGGCAACUACAGACAAAAGUUUCAGCAGCAAUCGCACUAUCAUCACAACGACGAGACUGUCUAUUAUCGUUCACACAACACACACAAUAACACUUACCACCAGCCAAAGCCCUAUGUGCCAGCUGCCCAGAGGGGCAACGCCAUGCAUACUACAUUGCCGCCGCAGGCAAUUGUUCGGGCAUCGCCGCCCGGCAUGGUGGUGAGUGCGGCCAGUUUUAAUGGACGCAAUGCCGGCAUGGGAAAUGCCGGCGGUGGCAUCAUGACGAACAGCAUUGUGGCUGCCGCGGGAGGCGGUAUUGGUGGCGCUGUGCCGCCCAUACGACACUAUCGCCCUGCCGCCCCCUAUCAAUUUGUCAAGAAAUAAUACAGAAGCAAUGCUGCACCGACUGCCGCUCGCUGUUUGUUCACCAUAUUGUCAUCGUCAUCAUUAACUCAUCCAAAUGCAUGCCCCGCCUAGCAAAUGUUGCAUACAUACCAUGUUUAAUGCAUCUGCAUGCGACGCCAUCUGAUUUGGGCUUUGAUCAUCGAUUUAGGUGCAAGCCAAAUCACUCACACAACAUACACACACACACACACUGCUCCAAAGGUAGAUGUAAUAAUUAUAAAUACAAAACACACAUACACAUUGACUUGUAACACGAUUUGGAAAAGUGAAAAACCAACAGAUAAAAAACCAAAACUGAUCGAAACGAAAAACUAAAAAACAAAAUGAGUAAUGAGAAUGUACGUAUAAGAAACUAGCCUAAGUAGACGAAUGCUCCAAAUGAACAGACACCACACACACACACACACAAUACACCAUACACACACUGCACACUAUAAACACCAAUACUAAGAUUGGACUUUCGAUUGAAAGAGGACACUCGUUAGAUGCCAUUUGCUAUGAUUAACUGUUUCCCUCAAUUCAUUCUUUUGAGCUGUGUGUUGGGCUCUGCGAGCAUUUUGUGAAUUGGUCAUUCAGACGGACCCCAAGGUGUCUUGAGUUUUUAAAUUUGUUUUGUUUUAUUUAAUAAUAAUCACACCUGACGCAUUUCAUUUCAUAUUUAUACAUAUAAUACUAUAACAUAUUUAGUGCAUACGUACGAAUCAACUUGAAAUAUUUACUCUCAUUCUACAAUCAAUAUUUUAAUUUCUUUCGUUAAUGAUGAGGAGGCUUUUUAAUUUGUUACGUUGCACAAUCGAAAAAACUGCAAAUAUUUUGUAUUUUCUCUUUAAUUUUUUUUGUAUUUAUGAUUUUGAAUGAUUUGUAUUUGCGUGUAGUUGAAUAUGAUGUAUCACAUCCACACCGAGGCACAUACAAAACAAAAACAUAUACCUACAUACAUAUAAUCAAGCAUACAAUACAUAUUUACAUAAAUAUAAACCAAAAACAAAAAAAACAAGAAAAGGCAAAAAAAUAAAUAAUGCAAACAUGAAUCUACACAUAUAUCGGCGAAAGCCCGAUCAUAUGACUACGAUAAUACAGCAUCAAAUAGCUUAGCAUUAUCACAUCAUACAAAAAUAAAUUAAAAAUCAAGAAAAUUAACUCCACAGAAAAGCAAAUAAUAUGAAAACGAAAAUACAUACAUAUAAAAAUACAUUUAAUGAAAAACAUGAUAAGAAAGAAUGCAAACCCACACAUUAUUGUUAUUGUUGUUGAAAGCAACUAAAAUUGUAAUAGAAUUAUGCAAAUAUACAUACAAAAUAUGAUGACAAUGUUAAAUUGCAGCUUAGUUAUUAUUUGUGAACGAGACGCAAGAUAAACCUACUAUUUAUACUUAUACUUUUCAACUUCCGCACACCAAAAAAUAUUGCCUAAGAUACGAUUUGCAUACCUCGAAGCUCGAAGUAUCGAAAAUCGUUUUUUGUUUAUGCAUUUCCCUAAACAAAUGAAAACAAACCAAUCCUAACUAUCAUUGUAUGUCGUAAGCACUCACAACAUGUGUGAGAUCUUUUUUUUGGUACUGUGUGUUCAGCGAGCUUCUGAAGCGCUAAAAACAUAAAAUUUCUAUUCAUUUGAUGCAUACAAACAUCAACACAUAAAGAAAGAAAACACACAUUUAUGCAUAACACACACACAUUAUAUUUUACAGUGCAUUAUUAUAUAUUGCUGAUUAUCGUUAAAUAAAUUCCCAAUUUGAAUUGAAUAUAUGUUGAAUAAAC
Drosophila nasuta is the source of this 3198-nucleotide messenger RNA. It is a transcript of the gene qkr58E-2, whose product is annotated as quaking related 58E-2. Gene Ontology annotation, molecular function: mRNA binding. Lineage: Eukaryota; Metazoa; Arthropoda; Insecta; Diptera; Drosophilidae. The coding region runs from base 218 to 1420 and encodes 400 amino acids. The record is from RefSeq and is a predicted model, not a curated record. Gene Ontology annotation, biological process: regulation of alternative mRNA splicing, via spliceosome. Gene Ontology annotation, cellular component: nucleus. The transcript is spliced from 4 exons.